This is a messenger RNA of Peromyscus leucopus (white-footed mouse), 3352 nucleotides long. It is a transcript of the gene Slc6a3, whose product is annotated as solute carrier family 6 member 3. The transcript has 15 exons. Gene Ontology annotation, molecular function: dopamine:sodium symporter activity; norepinephrine:sodium symporter activity. Lineage: Eukaryota; Metazoa; Chordata; Mammalia; Rodentia; Cricetidae. Gene Ontology annotation, biological process: sodium ion transmembrane transport; dopamine uptake involved in synaptic transmission. The record is from RefSeq and is a predicted model, not a curated record. The coding region runs from base 148 to 2007 and encodes 619 amino acids. Gene Ontology annotation, cellular component: presynaptic membrane; neuron projection; neuronal cell body membrane.
GCUAGGCGGACCGACCCCGCGACUGGAUAAGAGCUUGAGGCUGAGACCCGCCAGAGCUGUUAGGUGGGACUGAAGGCUUACAAGGACCUCAGAGCAGGAGGCAGGCCAAGAAGAAGGAAGCAGAGUUCCUUGGGUUCCAGGCUACUCAUGAGUAAGAGCAAAUGCUCCGUGGGACCGAUGUCCUCUGUGGUGGCCCCGGCUAAAGAGCCCAAUGCCAUGGGUCCCAGAGAGGUGGAGCUCAUCCUGGUCAAAGAGCAGAAUGGAGUGCAGCUGACCAACUCCACCCUCAUCAAUCCACCACAGACACCAGUGGAGGCUCAAGAGCGGGAGACCUGGAGCAAGAAAAUUGAUUUCCUGCUCUCAGUCAUUGGCUUUGCUGUGGACCUGGCCAAUGUCUGGCGGUUUCCCUACCUGUGCUACAAAAAUGGUGGAGGUGCCUUCCUGGUGCCCUACCUGCUCUUCAUGGUUAUUGCUGGGAUGCCCCUCUUCUACAUGGAGCUGGCUCUUGGGCAGUUCAACAGAGAAGGAGCUGCUGGAGUCUGGAAGAUCUGCCCUGUCCUAAAAGGUGUGGGCUUCACCGUCAUCCUCAUUUCUUUCUACGUGGGCUUCUUCUACAACGUCAUCAUCGCCUGGGCACUGCACUACUUCUUCUCCUCCUUCACCAUGGACCUCCCUUGGAUCCACUGCAACAACACCUGGAACAGCCCCAACUGCUCCGACGCCCAUGCCAGCAACUCUAGUGAUGGCCUGGGCCUCAAUGACACCUUCGGGACCACACCUGCUGCUGAGUACUUUGAGCGUGGCGUGCUGCACCUCCACCAGAGCCGUGGUAUUGAUGACCUGGGCCCUCCACGGUGGCAGCUCACAGCCUGCCUGGUGCUGGUCAUUGUCUUGCUCUACUUCAGCCUGUGGAAGGGAGUAAAGACCUCAGGAAAGGUGGUGUGGAUCACAGCUACCAUGCCUUACGUGGUCCUGACCGCCCUGCUACUGCGUGGAGUCACCCUCCCUGGAGCCAUAGAUGGCAUCAAAGCAUACCUCAGUGUGGACUUCUACCGGCUCUGUGAGGCAUCUGUGUGGAUUGAUGCUGCCACCCAGGUGUGCUUCUCCCUGGGCAUCGGUUUUGGGGUGCUGAUUGCCUUCUCCAGUUACAAUAAGUUCACCAACAACUGCUAUAGGGAUGCAAUCAUCACCACAUCUAUUAACUCCCUGACAAGCUUCUCCUCUGGCUUCGUCGUCUUCUCCUUCCUGGGGUACAUGGCACAGAAGCACAACGUGCCCAUCGGGGAUGUGGCCACAGACGGACCUGGGCUGAUCUUCAUCAUCUACCCUGAGGCAAUUGCCACACUCCCACUGUCCUCGGCCUGGGCUGCUGUCUUCUUCCUCAUGCUGCUCACUCUGGGUAUCGACAGUGCUAUGGGGGGCAUGGAGUCUGUGAUCACUGGGCUUGUUGAUGAGUUCCAGCUACUACAUCGGCACCGAGAGCUCUUCACUCUUGGCAUUGUCCUGGCCACCUUCCUGCUGUCUCUCUUCUGCGUCACCAACGGUGGCAUCUAUGUUUUCACACUGUUGGACCAUUUUGCAGCUGGCACAUCCAUCCUCUUUGGUGUGCUCAUUGAAGCGAUUGGGGUGGCCUGGUUCUAUGGUGUCCAGCAAUUCAGCGAUGACAUCAAGCAGAUGACAGGGCAGAGACCCAACCUGUACUGGCGGCUGUGCUGGAAACUGGUCAGCCCCUGCUUCCUCCUGUAUGUGGUCGUGGUCAGCAUUGUGACCUUCAGACCCCCACACUAUGGAGACUACAUCUUCCCAGACUGGGCCAAUGCACUGGGCUGGAUCAUUGCCACAUCCUCAAUGGCCAUGGUGCCCAUUUAUGCAACCUAUAAGUUCUGCAGCCUGCCAGGGUCCUUCCGAGAGAAACUGGCCUAUGCCAUCACACCCGAGAAAGACCGCCAGCUAGUGGACAGAGGGGAGGUGCGCCAGUUCACGCUGCGCCACUGGCUGCUGGUGUAAGGUGGAAGGGGACAGAAGCCAAGUGGGCCACCUCACAACAGCAGGACGAGAGCCACCAAAGGAAACCCAGGCAUCAAGAAAGGAGGGCCGCGUCCACCCUUCCCCUUUGCUGUGUGGAAAAACAAUCAAAGUGCGGGCUUCAGUGUUUGACUGUUCACACCUAAUCCAUGCUACAGAAGAGGCCUCUGUGUGUGGUUGUAAGAACACACAUCUCUACACAGUGAGGUCAACUGUGUCCCUGUCCCUACUGGGUGGAAAAUACUUGGCUGGUAUCUGGUCCCUGCAAGGCUCACUCCCCCAUCUGUGGUCACCCUGGAAGAACAGGUCUUACUGUCCCCUGCACUCUAGGAGAGGGACCUUGGUACCUGUAUAUACACUGUGCCAGAAUCCUCGUGCUCACAGUAGCUGCCUAGACCCUUUCUUUUGCUCAAAUUUACAGUGUCAAGUAUCCUGUUUUUUCUGCUGUGUAGAAGGUAGAAAAGACGGUUUAACACAUACCAAGUGCUUUCCUGGUGCUUGGCUCUGAGCAGACACUGUGACCUUAGUUAGCAUCCUGAUCAUACAUUACACACACACACACACACACACACACACACACACACACACACACAGGGUCUGUUCUGAGCCACGGAAGACAAGGGACUUGGUGCAAGUGGCCAGAGAUUCUAUGUUUUUUCCUUUAUAGCUGAGAUAAAUAGACAUGAAAUAAGGUUGGGAUACAACCCAUACUCCUAGCCCCUGGGAGACCUGCUCAGCUGUGGUCACUUCAGUAUGGAAUUGAAGGCCACAGAGAAAGUGUGUUCCUCACAGUGUGUCCCAACCCCUGGACACCUGCUCUGCACAGGGUCCCAAAGAAAAAGAUCAUAUCCUUGGCCUGGAGUCCUGCCUGAUCUUUGGGGAAACACCCACUCUUAGGUUUGAUUUCCCAGAGGCUCCCAUCACAUCAAUGGACACUAUCCAUAUUAUAAAUGGCUUUUUAAAAUCAUAUGUAUGUGUGAAUCAAAAUUAUUCUCAAAAUGCAAGGUUAGUUUGUUCAAAUCUGUUUGCUGAUGUCCCUGUUUUUGUUUACAAGAGUAAUUAGCAAUACCAUAGGAAGAAGGUAGACCAAGAACCACCUUCCCACAGAAUGCUGGCUUUAGCCCCUGGAGUGAAAAGUGGAUGUCAUGAUUUUCCUUUGAAUUAAUAAAUGAACUUUGGCCUGGCCUGUAUCCCACAGAAAUGGUACCACAUGUCUGUCUGGGAGAGCCAAACGUAGGUGUUCUCUGCAAGCAGGCAUUGGCAUGAGGGAUUAGAGUGUGCCCCCAGGUGGAAAUGCAAGGCUACUGGCUUCAGGACUGCAGUAUGU